Molecule: messenger RNA, 34907 nt
Organism: Lymnaea stagnalis (great pond snail)
Lineage: Eukaryota; Metazoa; Mollusca; Gastropoda; Lymnaeidae
Source: the annotation of a GenBank genome assembly
GGAAGAGCAUUGCUAUCAUCAUGCAGUCUUCUGGUUUUGGUGUUUUUGGAGGGCAGGAUAGCCAAAGUGCAAAUCCCUUUGGAUCUCAAUCUCAACCAGGAUCUAUAUUUGGUAAUUUUGCUGGACAAGUGACUGAGUCUACCCCUGUGUUUGGCAGUCAAGAGACUCAGUCAGGACCUCUCUUUGGGGGUCAAGCAACACGGAUAGGUUCUGUUUUUGGUGGUCAGGCUACCCAAGCAACAUCUGCAUUUGGUGGACAGGGGAUUUCAUCAGCUCCAAUCUUUGGUGGUCAAGGAAUGCAAUCUAUGUUUGGAUCUUCCGGUGAUGACCAAGGCAUGCAAAUAACGUCUACAUCUACUGGUCAAGGAGCCCAAACUGGCACUUCUAUUUUUGGUGGACAAGGAACACAAACUGGCACUAAUAUUUUUGGUGGACAAGGAACCCAGACUGGCACUAAUAUUUUUGGUGGACAAAGAACACAAACUGGCACUAAUAUUUUUGGUGGACAAAGAACACAAACUGGCACUAAUAUUUUUGGUGGACAAGGAACCCAGACUGGCACUAAUAUUUUUGGUGGACAAGGAACCCAGACUGGCACUUCUAUUUUUGGUGGACAAGGAACACAAACUGGCACUUCUAUUUUUGGUGGACAAGGAACACAGACUGGCACUUCUAUUUUUGGUGGACAAGGAACACAAACUGGCACUUCUUAUUUUUGGUGGACAAGGAACCCAGACUGUCACUAAUAUUUUUGGUGGACAAGGAACCCAGACUGGCACUUCUAUUUUUGGUGGACAAGGAACACAAACUGGCACUUCUAUUUUUGGUGGACAAGGAACCCAGACUGGCACUUCUAUUUUUGGUGGACAAGGAACACAAACUGGCACUUCUAUUUUUGGUGGACAAGGAACACAAACUGGCACUUCUAUUUUUGGUGGACAAGGAACACAAACUGGCACUAAUAUUUUUGGAGGACAAGGAACCCAGACUGGCCCUACUAAUUUUGGUGGACAAGGAACACAAACUGGAAAUUCUUUUUUUGGUGGACAAGGAACACAAACUGGCAAUUCUAUUUUUGGUGGUCAUGAAGCGAAAAUUGAUGGUCAGGACAUGCAAACAAUAUCAUCGACAGCUGAAGUUCAGGGAGCUGGUACAUCUUUAUUUGGUGGACAAGGAACUCAGACCAGUAGAAUUGUCUUUGAUGGUCAAGGGACCAAAACUGGAUCCGUCUUUAGUGGCUUAGGAACUCAGACCAGUACUUCUAUCUUUGGUGGACAAGGAACUCAGGGUAAUACUUCUAUCUUUGGUGGACAAGGAACCCAAACUGUCUCUAUUUUUGGGGGACAAGGAAUUCAGACUGGACCAUCCUUUACUGGUCAAAGAACCACAACCGGAUCUACAUUUGGUGGUAAAACGUUUCAUACAGGACCUUCAUUUGGGGCUCAGGGGAUGCAAAGUGGUUCUUCUGGUUUUGGUGGGCAAGGAACACUAUCAGGUUUUGGGAGUCAAGAGAUGCCACCAGAAUCUAGUUUAGGGGGGCAGGCAAUUCUAGGAACUGCUCAAACAGCUUCUAUAUUUGGUGGUCAAGCCGAACAAGUCAGUUUCACUUCUAAACCGGGCAAUGACAGAGCAAUCAAUUCUGGGACUUGUUUUGGAUCUGCCACAACUACUGCUUCUUUCUUCAACCCGCCAAACCCAUCUGUCUUUUCAGAAACAUCUUCAUCCAAAACACUCUUUGGGGGAAAGUUAAAAACUAAUACUAAUAAAUUAAAUGAUCAGUCAGGGAUUGGAGUGGAAGAAAGGGAAGGAACUACACAAUCAAAAAGUGGACUCCUUUGGGCUUCAGGAAAUGAGGCAUCUAAGUUAAGCUCUUCACAAAGUAUUAGUUCUUCUCAGCUACGAUCACCUAUUUUCCGUAUGUCAAACUCAGGUGGACAUGGUUCUCAAAAUACACAAGAAAACACCAAUAGCUCUGACCAGCAGAAAACUUUGUUAUCAUCCUCCAGAAAAAGGACAUCAAGUGUAUCAUCUGCUAACAGUACUUACUCUGAAAAAUCAGCAAUGAACACUUCUUCUGGUGCUUUCCCUGGGUCUAAUGCCAUGUCUUUAUUUUCAGUACCGGUAAAACAAACUAGUGCUCCUGAAGCAACAGGGCAAUCUGCAAGCCAGUUAAGUCCUAACACGGGUUCUUGGCAAAACCAACAUUUUUCAGCAUCUUUUGGUCAACCUAAACAAUUUGACAAUUUACAGAGUAGCAAAUCAUUGUUUGGGAAAACUCAAGAGAACACUGCAAAAGAAACAGUCCAAUUUUCAAGGCAGACACAGGGAUCAAUGUUUCCUGUUACUCAAUCUUCAAAUGAAAUUGUGGAAUUGGGAAAACAUUCUUCCACCAGCUCUGCAAAUCUUCAGGGUCCAAAAUUGUUUGGGCAUGUACCUCAGGCUCCCGCCCUUUCUGAAAUCGACUCUUCACUAUUUGGAAAAUCUCAGACGUCAUCAAGGCUUAGCCGGACGGCAUCCAGUUUCAAUCUGAUGCAGCAUGCAGAGAGAGAAGCCAAUGACAGUAAGUUAAAAAAAAUGCUUUAAUGGCACAUUUUUAAGUGCUAUCGGAAAGGAAAGCAGUCAUGGAAAAUGUAAUUUUUUAUUUUAUUCUUGAUAUUCGUCCCAUAUAAAGAACUGUCCCAAUAAAAUGGUAGCCCAACUAGUACUAUGUAUCUUGUUACUUAAAAAGUAAUACAUUUUGAUGUUUUUUUCCAUUAUUUACAAGAAACUGCCAAGGAUCAGGUCAGGUCCGCUAACAUUUUCCAAAAUGAUCUGUUUCUGAUAAGUGAUGUAUGCAUAUAGCUUAUCUGACCAUGAAGUUGAUGAAAAUUUAGGGGCUUUUCUGCUGCAUCUAAAAUUUUAUCAUUUCACGUUAUUGUAAUCUUGCUACUAGGUUAAAUUAAAUGUUUAAUUUUGAAAUUGAAGUGGAGAAACACUGGACAAUAAUUCUUUUUCAAUCAUAUUUCAUUGUCAGGAGAUAAAAGGGCCUGAAAUAUGCAGUUUUAGUAUGAAACAAAACUUAAGCAUUUAAUGUUUUUUAUAACUGAAUUUUCUUUUGUUGCUAGCACAUGAAGAAUUUCAAGAAAGAACUUCAGGCAACCAAGACCAGAACAGUGAGGAUAAUCAUUUUAAAUUAUUGCUCUUGACAAAAUAAUUGGAAAAUACCAUUUUUAUUAUUAGUUUACUUUUCUUUAAUUUUAAAGCCAUAAUGCAUAUAAAUUUAUUUAGAUUUUUUUUGGUAACAUAAUUUAUGUACUUGCAUUGUCCUAAAUUGUCCUUGUUAUCUUAACAAGAAAAACUCCAGCUCCUAACACUUAAAUUUAUGUUCAAGUCAAAAGCCCACCCCGCCAAUCCCUAACCAAAUGGAAUAAAGCAAGAGACAAUGCUCCUCAAGAGGAUCAUAGGAAAAGGAGUCAACCAUCUUCAACUCAAGAAACAGAAUUGAGUAAGGGAUUGAUGUAUUUAAAAAAAAAAAUAUUUGAAGGGAUAUUUUUAACCUGCUUAGACUGCAGCACUUGUUUCAAUUCUAUGCAAAAAUUAUCUUCUUUUUUUUUUAAUGUUAAUAAUGGAUGGUGUUUGUAUCCCCUGUUUGUGUUUGUUUGUGCUAAUGUAUAGUAACAAUUAGUAUACCAGAAUAUCAUGGUAAUUAACCUCUUUAUAGUCUUGAAUGCUUCUGCAUGCUCAUGCUCCAAUGCAUUUACUCAAAUUUAUUUACAGGACAGUCAAAAAGAUCUCGCUUCCCCGGAGGUCAAGGUAAGUUCAUUAUCAUUUCUUUAUGUAGCAGCUUUGACUUUACAGUAUUAAAAAUUUUGUAAAUACGUCCUGAAAUUAGUUUCACUUUAUUGCUCAUUAAUGAAAAAGAAAUGGUUUCUUUAGGUAAAUAGUGAAUGGAAAUUAUGGUAUAAUUUGAAAACAAUUGGAAUGACCAACAUGAAAUCUAUCCAGUGGCAUCACUAGAAGGGUGCGGGGGAUGCGAACCACACUGGGUGACACCCUCUCAAAGAGGUGACACCCUCUCAAAGAGGUGACACCCUCUCAAAGAGGUGACACCAAAUGGAAAAUUGAAAAAAAAAUCAACAGAGCUUGCUUGAGUCAGUUUCAUAACAUGCUUAAGUUAAAUACUAGAGCAGGGCCCCACCAGAGUGUGUGCCACCAGACUCUGUGACAACAGACUAUGUGCCACCAGACUCUGUGCCAUCUGACUCUGUGCCACCAGACUCUGUGUCACCUGACUCUGUGACACCAGACUAUGUGCCACCACACUCUGCGCCACCAGACUCUGUGCCAUCUGACUCUGUGCCACCAGACUCUGUGUCACCUGACUCUGUGUCACCUGACUCUGUGCCACCAGACGCUGUGCCACCAGACUCUGUGCCAUCUGACUCUGUGCCACCAGACUCUGUGUCACUAGACUCUGUGCCACCACACUCUGCGCCACCAGACUCUGUGCCAUCUGACUCUGUGCCACCAGACUCUGUGCCACCUGACUCUGUGUCACCUGACUCUGUGCCACCAGACGCUGUGCCACCAGACUCUGUGCCAUCUGACUCUGUGCCACCAGACUCUGUGUCACCUGACUCUGUGACACCAGACUCUGUGCCACCAGACUCUGCACCACCAGACUCUGUGCCACCUGACUCCUGUGCCACAUGACUCUGUGCCACCUGACUCUGUGACAACAGACUAUGUGCCACCAGACUCUGUGCCAUCUGACUCUGUGCCACCAGACUCUGUGUCACCUGACUCUGUGACACCAGACUAUGUGCCACCAGACUCUGCGCCACCAGACUCUGUGCCACCUGACUCUGUGCCACCGACUCUGUGCCACCUGACUCCUGUGCCACCUGACUCUGUGCCACCUGACUCUGUGCCACCUGCCUCUGUGCCACCAGACUUUGUGCCACCUGACUCUGUAUCACCUGACUCUGUGCCACCAGCAAUGAGUGCCACAAGCAAAGAGUGCCACAAGAGUGUCAAGUGAGUUUUUCUAUUAAAUCGGCGGCUUAAGUUUGUGAAGCCCAACGCUAGUCAUGAUUUAGUGGCGGUCUCUUCAGAAGCACAUAAACAUUAAACUCGUAUGUCAGUUGGCUUUAUUUAUUGUUUUUUUAAAUUAACUGCUAUUUCAUGUCUCUGUAUUGUUUACAAAAAUUGUCAAUGUUGUAUAUUUUCAAAUUUUGGCACAAGGCUCAAGGGUCCCCAGCCCAUGCUUACUCAUUGAAAACACUGAGAUAACCAUCAUCUCCAUUCUUGGUUGUGCCUAGGGCCUCACCCGACAAUGUUUUUAUAUAAAAAUGUAAAAUAUCACAAGAUAUUAGCAGUGGCUAUCCCCUUAGGCAUCACCAUCAAUAUGGGGCCAUAAAUAUAAAACUUAGACAAUUAAAGUUAAAAACUGUAUGAUGACUUAUCUGAAAGUGAACUUUUCAUUGAAAUAUCAAGGCUGGGAAGGCACAAAUAAAAAUAUUGGUCAUAUUUAGAGUUUGAAAUUUAUAGCUGAAUGGGACUUCCUAGAGUCUCUUCCAACCUACCAUUUAGAGCACAAUCUGUGUGUAUGAGACUUCAUAUGAGACUUCAUAUGAGAGGAGUGUUUCAAAAUUUAAACUUAUCAAGAACUGUUUGCCAUCUACCAUGGAACAGUCAAAGCUUUCUGGUCUUGUUAUUUUGUAAAUUGAAAGUGAUUAUUAAGAAUGAUUAUUUUUGAAGUGAUUGACAGGUUUGCAUUCUAAUAGACCAGUAAGGUAAAAAUUUUAACUUCAAAUAUUAAUGUUUCAAUUAAAAUUAAUUUUGAUGCAAUUUUUAAAUGCUGUUACCUCAAAUUCUAUGUUUUCUUUUUUAUGUGUUUUGUUGCUUAAGGACUUAAUUUAAAAACAAUACUUUAAGGCAGGCCUGCACAACAUACGGUCCACAGGCCGCAUGUGGCCCUCCAGCACCCACUUGGUGACCUGCGAACUAACGAAAUAUACUUUAUUUUUAUUAUUUUCUCAAUAGCUUUCCCAUCUGUCCUAUUUUCUUUUGGCCUGCACAAGUCCUGUCCUAUUUCAUUUUGAGUUGUGCCACCAGACUGCUUUAAGGGAUUCUGUAGGAUCUAGUUAAAAUUUAAUCUGUUUCUCAGCAGAGAGUGCAUCAUCGCCACCUGCUCGUCCAAGAUUGUUAUCUGCACGCAGAUCUACUGAGGAUUUGAGCUCAAAGACCAUAAUAGUUGUUAAGGAGAUUCCAGCUCACCUCAAUAAACAAACCACACUGCGAAAUCAUUUUUCUCAAUUUGGGAAUAUCCUUCGUCUUCAUAUUUUAGCCAAUAAACGAUCAGCUAAUAUCACAUUUGAAACACAUGUAAGUUUCACAAAUACAUUUUUUCAAUUUAUCUGCUUCAGUGCUUAUUUCUUUUAGUUGUCUUCAUAACCAUAUGUUUACAUACUUGGCCUGCAUCUAUAGAACAGUAUCUCCAUAGCCAUUUGUUAACAUACUUGGCUUCCAAAUAUGGAACAUUGUCAAUAGAAUUUCAUAGGGAAGUUUUGUUAAGGUGUCAUUAAAUUUUUAUUUUUUUUAUAAAUUGGUAUAGUGUAGUUGCAAGUAUACAAUUAAUUGGUUCCAUGAGGCAUGAGUUUGUUAUCUUCAUUCUAUGUACACAGGAACAAGCUCAGAAUGCAAAAAAUGAAGGGAAACAUUUGUCUAAAAAUGGCCCACCGCUGAGUAUAUUUUGGAGAGCAGCAUCAGUGAAGUCCCCUGAGAGCCGAAAAUCUUCAGAAAGUAAGUUAGAAUUAGGGACUUCAAUAAGAAACAAAACAGAUGUCAGGCAGAUACAUUUAUAAAGCUUAAAGAUAAAAAACAAAAAUUUGAUCUUUUUUUUUUACUGUAGAUACUCAGUCUAAAGCUUGUGGGUUCAUAAGCUGACCCUGCUAGUUGUGCACAGGAAAAACCCGAAUAGUGUAUAACCUGCUCAUAAGCUGACCCCAUAAAAUAAUAUGCCAGUGUGAGCUGAUACGGUACCAAAGAAUAUCUAGGAUGAGCUAUGGAGGCCAGCUUUACAUAUGUUGCGAUCAUCUUAUAUUAUAUAAUUUUCAUUAUGUUGAGCAAAUAGAGCACAUCUACUUUCGGUAUCCUUGUUUUAUAAAUAUUUAAAACUUCUGUAACAUUUUUGAAAUCUUUUAGCACCUCAGUGAUGUACAAUAAUUUCACUAUUUAAUGUACCUGCAGAAAAUGAUACAAAUUUCAUAUGACCUGCUCUUAAGACGACCACCCCACUUAUUCCCCUGAAAUAUUUCCCAAGAAAGUCUGCUUUAGAACAAAUCAUACAAUAAUUUGUUCAACUCAAAAACAAAUCUGGCUUUACAAUAUAUAUUGUGAUGUAAUGAAAUAAUGAUCUAUUCUGUGUUAAGCCCUUAAUCAAAUAAUGCAGAAAUACAUUUAACUUUUACAGUAGGUUUCUGGAUCUAAUGUUAUAAGUUUAAUUAAAAAAAAUAAAUAUGAUCAAUUUGGAAAAAAAAUCUCUGAGACCAUAUUUGGACAUGCUUUUAUUUUUUAACAGAAUAGGUGUAAUUUUAAUUUGCAUCAUCCCACCACUUUUAUCAGAAACAUUCAAGUUUGAAACAUCAUCAAAUAACAUAUUUCCCAUCAUAUGUCUAAUGCUAAGAGAGUCAACCUUUGAAAAUUUAUUACAUUUUCAGAAUAUAUAGUUAUAUCCCCUUUAAAAUUCGUAGCUUUAAUUAUUUAAACAUUUCUUUACAGGUGAAAAUGACUACCGGUAGUGGCAUCAUAAGUUUAAUAUGACAAUUUCUUUGAUAUCACAGCAUAUUUUAAAUAAAAGACUUAAUGAAAAAUGGAUGGUGAGAAGAUAACUGUAUAUUUCUUUUGUGUAUACAAGAAAUGCCAUGAAUACAAAUUUCCAUUCCAUAGAAUCCUCAAGUUACAAUUAAUUAAUAGCGUUUGUGGAUCUCCAGAAGGUCUCUAGUUUAUAAACCACUGGAAUAAGUGUUUAUACUUUAUCUAAAAUGUCCAUUUUGCUUACAGGUCUCUCAAGGAAAAGAAAUCUUUUCAGUAGCAUUGUAGAUGAUGAAUUAGCAAGUAUGGCUGGAACGUCUGACUAUCAGGUAGUUGAAACAUCUUUUCAUAGGAGGUUGAUAUAGUUUCUGCACCAGUCAAGGGAUGCUAUAAGUAUUGAUGCCUCAUAGUUCUAUAAAAAAUCCAAGAUAUUUUAUGUUGUUAUGGUGAAUAUUAUUUAACCAAAAUCUUUAUUAUUUGCUUUGAAUUGACAGUCAGACAAAAUGUUUGCCUUGAAAUAAAAUGUAGUUUAAGUAUUUUUAUUUCAAAUUCGAAAGUCUUUAACAAUACCUUUCAGGAGGAGAUGGCUGGCACGUCUGCUCAGGACAAACCCAGAAUAUCUCGACCAGGAAAGGAGACCCAGAAGCCACCUACUUCUCGUAGACACUCUCCCACCCCUCCGCCCACGUCAUCAGCAACAUCAGUCAGUCAUUCUGCAGCACCUGAUUUAGAAGUUGCAAAAGGUAAAUACAUUUAUUUCAUUGUUAUAUUUUUUUUUCUUUCUUAAAAAUUUUUCUAAAGGUGGCUUGUUCAUUCUUUGUUCAUUUUUUGUUUUUAAAUAUGUCACUGCAUUUGAAUCACAACAUGUUACACAAUGCAUUUCAUACAACAUGUUUUCAGCAAAGUAAUAACAUUUAAUUUUUUUUUUCAUUUUAGAAAUGCUCAAGAAGAUCUUUAGGGCAAAAGCAAAAGAUACCACAGAAAAAAUUGCUAUACUUGAUGCCAAAGACAAGUUCCUUAAAAUAUGUAAAUAUUCUUUCUAUCAGAACAUCAUAUGUUUUUACUAUUUGAUUAACAUUUUUUGUUGCUGUGAUGAUAUUUUUCUAUUACAUCAAUGAUUAUAUAUCAGAAAUAAGAAAAAUGGUAAAUGCUUACAACAUAUAUUAAUGUGGAGCUAAUUAUUUUGUUGUAAGUAAAGUUAACUUUCGACUGAAAUUUAAUCUUUGAGAGAGACUCCUACACAAAAUAUGACUCUAGAUAAUUAUAAUUAAAUUACAUCAUUGAUGUAAAAUGAUAAAAACAAUAAUUGAUCUGUUUGGGCAUCUGUGUUUAAGUAAGGGGCAGACAACAAUCUGACCUGGCUUCAGCGAAAGCCUUCCUCGGGACCUGUCCUGACAUGUGUCCUGAGAAGGAGAGAUACUACAGAGAAGACAUCAGAAGGCUGGCAUUGUAUGAAGUUAUCCCAAGCACAUUGACAAGUGUGGUAAGCUUGGUUUUAUUUACAUAUAGACACAUUACUCGACCGCCAUUUAUCUUCUAAACACCGUUAUUCAUUUUUAAUCACCUGGCAUCUGGCACAGUUUAAUUAAAUAUUAAAUUUUAAUUAAAAUAGCCUUUUAUCAUGAAACUUGGCAUUUUCCUGCAUUAUAAAAUUUUAUUUUCAAAUUAACUUAGAUUUAAAGUAUAACAAGAAAAUUACCCUCUGCAUUAAUUAAGAUUAAAAGUGGGAAUUCUUAGCUGUCCUGUUAGAUGCACUCUGUUAAAUAGCAGGGAUUUUGACAUAGUUUUUGUUGUUUCUGCCUGUUCAUAGUUUUACUUUAAAAUUCUUAAAUCACUAUGUCACAGCAUUUAGGGUGAGCCACAUAUAAUGCGGACCCUAACUCUUUGUUUUAAAAAAUCUCCCUAAAUAAGCUCUGAAAAAAGUCAAUGUUCCUUGUGAUCUGUUAAGCUUGAUCCAUAAUAAUGCAAUGCGGAUUAAAUUUUUUAAAAGAAAAAUGUCAAAAUCCUUUAAAUUAUUAUAAUAUACAAAAUGAACUGUGGUCAUACCAAUACAACUAGCUAAUAUCCCAUCAAGGUGGGUCUACUUACGUCACUGGUGUUAUGAGCAGAAAUGAUGCUCGUUUGGUGGCCAAUUGCAAGCUGGCUAAGAAGAUAUGGUUGCAUAGGCAUUAGAAUAUAUUGUUUACCUGUAAUGAAAAAUUUCUUACAUGCAUAAAUAAUGGGAACUCCUUUUCUGAGUAGAUUUUUUCCCCUACUACAGUAAUUUGAUCAAUUAAAUUAAAAGCCCCCUAAAAUGAAGCUCUUUAAGCCUCCUAGUUAAACUGAUGUACAAUUUUACCUGCAAUAAAUGGAUUUCAUAAACCUAGUUAUCCAGCUUAAUUCAAUUCAGUUUCUUAAAUGUUCAAAAUGGUUUGUGAUGACACAGAUAUUUUUGUGUGUGUUUAAAAUAAUUUCUUCUUUGUCCACUCUUAAAUUGUUCUCUUUAAUUUACAGACUGGUCAGAAGUCUAAGGUGGACCACAGCCGAGCAGUUAAAGAAUACAGCAGGUCUUCAGCUGACCAGGUAAAGUAACUCAUCAUGUCAGAUGUAUUUCAUGGCAUUGGCAGCUAGACUUAAUUAACAAUUAGAUUUUAGGAGAGAUUUUUAAUUUGUGCUUAAUAGUGCUAAUAGAUUAAAGAAUUUCACUUAAUGUGUACAACUCUUGUAAGCACGGAUUGUUGUAGAUUAUUUAGCUGAGAUUCCCAGUACAUGAAACUGAUAAUCAACUUUUAUGUGCUAGUAUUUAAUCAAAUGGAGCGUGAAGGGAUGAAAAAAAAAAAAGUUGAAAAAAAUGGCUUGAUGAAAUAAAACGGUUAUACAAUAUAAAUUUACCAUCGGUGAUCACAACUGACCUUCAUAUUCCAUGCAUUUCUGAACAGUACAUGGUAUUUUACAUUAACACUUAGAGGCUAGUAAUGGACCGCCUUUGUAUUAAUGUAAGUAUUUAUGACACAUUUUUAACAUGUUAUGAUUUAUGUGACAGGAGGAGCCACUUCCUCAUGAGCUACGUCCCUUGCCAGUGCUGGUGAAAACCAUGCACUAUUUACUCACUGAGAUAGCCGACCAGGGAGGUGACGGACAAUGGGCAGAAUGGUAUGACUUCCUGUGGAAUAGGACUAGAGGAAUAAGAAAGGUAGUUACCCCUUGUUUCACCAUACCUCAAUCACACACACUCAACAGAGUUAAGAAAGCUCAAUAUAUUUUACUUGAUAUUAUCUAGAAACAUUUUAAACAGAUUUCUGGGAGACGGACGUCUCAUUCCCAUCCAUUGUUCCCUUCACCCUGCAGACAUGGUGAUAAAUUUGCAGGUCUUCCUCAGCUGGUCUUUAAUUAGCCAUUAGAUGAAUAGAUGCAUUGGUACAUACUUCUAGCGGCUAGAUAACAACAGGGACCCUACCUGCCGACAUUGUAGCCUGGUCCCGGAAACACUAGCGCACCUGUUGACCGAAUGUCCUCACUAGAUGUUCCGGGGGAAGCCAGGGCGGCUGGAGAUCCCUACGUGAGGAAAAUGUUGUAUGGCUCAGCAGAAGGAGCUGGUAGCCAAUGUACAAGCCGGCUCAUAAGAGAGUAAUCUCAGACCUUCACCAGAAUAUGUUUGUUAGAUAGUAGAUGUAUCUAAGCCUUGGGAUAGUAACAUUUCUAAUAUGUCAUAGUGCUGUUUAAUCUGAGUCUGUUGUUUUAAUACACUCGUAUCAGCAUGAACAUGUAUCUAACACAGCUGUUACUGUAAAGUUAAUACUAGAAACCUUUUAUAUCUCCUUGCAAGCCACUUCAGUGAAGCAAUCACAAUGAAGUUAGUGAAAUUAAAUUUCAUUGCCAUGGCAAUGAGUCUGAUAGAUAUUAAAGUGUCUGGACAGUAACACCAUUAUGGAGCAGACUAUUCUAUUUGAUAAGUAAAUGGACACACCUAAAUAAACCCUCUUUAAAUCUUCUUGUCUUCUUUUUGACAGUAACACCAUUAUGGAGCAGACUAUUCUAUUUGAUAAGUAAUGGACACACCUAAAUAAACCCUCUUUAAAUCUUCUUGUCUUCUUAAUUUGUUUCUGUAGUUUUUGUGGAUUAGCUCACACUCAGGGAUGCUGUUAAUGUGUUUGUUCUAUAGUCUUUAGAUUUCCGACCCAUCAAAACAAGUUAUUUGACUUGAAAUGUACAGAUUCACUAAUUGAUUGUAAUUCUACCAGAUGUAGUAACCAAUCAACAAACGGUGAUUCUUCCAGAUGUAGUAACCAAUCAACAAACAGUAAUUCUACCAGAUGUAGUAACCAAUCAACAAACAGUAAAAGUUCAGUCAUUUUGAAACCAUAGGAAAAAUUAAUGCAGCCUUAUCAGUUUCAGCAACAUUGAUUUAAUAUUUUAACUCAUCCAAACCAAAGGACAUUCAGCUGGUUUUUGUUUUCAUCCAAUGGAGAAUGAUCAACUAAAUAGGGCAAAUCAUAAUCAAAAUAGCACGACUGUCUGGCAUUGUCUGCUGACACUUUGAUUGUGCCCUGUGGGGCCAAAGCUAAAACCAUCUCUGGAAUAUCCCACAGCAUUGUGUACUGCAAGGACUGAACUAGAUUGUGCGUUGCGCCAUAGUCCAGCUCAAAGUAGUAACCGUGGAUGGUAUCGGUUCUGUUUCUGCCUCUGGUGUCCAUCCACCAAACAGUAAAUGCCUGGGUCUCACCCUCCAAGUUAUAGCCCAGGAGCACCACAGACAGAUUCUGAUAACUGUGAAAUGAGCAGUUGGCAAUGAUGGGUCUGCCGAGAUCUUGAAGAAUUUCUUCAUUGAGACUCAUUUGAUGCUGCAGUGUCUUACACGUGUAGUCGGCGUCCCAGGCAAAUGAAAUGAUUUUUUGCACCUUGGCUCCGGCCACACUGAUAGCCUUGUCCAGUCUUUCUUUGGAUGUACGAUCCAACAGCUCACCCAUUCCUGAAGCCAUGGGGUCUACGGGCAGGCAAGGAUCAUCUCUUAGGAACUCAAAUGCUUCAGCAUUCAACCAGAACUCAAACUUAAACCCUGCUUGCACCAAUUCUUGCUGGGCAGCUUCUAAUGCUGAGAAAACGUCUCUGUUGCUUGCGGAAAAUGCCUCAGAAAAUGUAAUAUUUACCCUGAGCGUGGGGUCAAGGUAAUGGAUGGCCCUGUCUAGCACUGGGUCACCAACACAAACAGGAAGAGACAACUCAUGAGGCCAGUAGUAACACCCCUUGGCAGCUCCUCUUCCUUCCUGCACAGCAAUAACAUCGACAACUCCAGUUGUAGCUAUGUCAACAAAACCUUGCGCAUGUUGGCCAAUGGUAGCGUUUAACUGCGACUUGUUUAGAUUGAUGUAUGGUGACACUGCAAAUUUUUUCCCAUGUUUUUUUACCAGUGUUCCAAUUUUUUUAUAUAAGGGGACAUAGGGACUGUCCUUUGUUAUUUCCGCCAGACAACACUCGUCAGUUCCAUAAUAACCAAUGAGAGAAUCAUAUAGGGUUGCUUGAGACUGAUUGUUGAAUGUCGUUGUUGAGCCAUCUGUCAAAAACUCAUCACCAAGACUGGUUCUAUUUCUCUCUAUGACUGGAAUUUUGGUCAGGCGUGACUGAUGUUCUAUCACUAUUCUCUCCAGCCAGGCAUAGUAGGCAGGCAUGAGGUCACUGGCAAAUCCAUUCGGUAUCCCAGGGAGACCAAAAUAAACUGAAACUCCCCGAGCAGCUGCUGCCUGCAGAAGUAAUUGGUGGGGGUCAGUGCCGGCAAAGCUGGUCAAUAGUACAACAACAUCUGACCCUGAUUUGUAAUCACAUGGGGAUGAUGGGGAGUAUGUUGUGUUUGGUGAUGGGAGCACUAUUCUGUAGUAAACCCUCGAGCUGUUGAUCUUUCUGUCAUACUUGGGGCACUGCAUGAUGGCGUCACUGAAACCUUCCUCAUAUUGGUAUGUGACAAAAGCUUUGACAUUCAGUCCCAGUUCUUUCAGCUCCUGCACCGCCUCGUCGUAACAUCUGUCCCCCCAGGCGGGGUUGCUGCUUUUGUAGCUCCCGCACCAGAUAAAGUUUAGAUCCCCUUCCAGGUCCUGCCUUGUUCUGCGAAUGAUGGGUGGGGCUCGCAGAAAUACGGUGUCACCCCCUUGACUUUUAAAUGUGUCCAGUGUGUCCUCCCAAUCUUUGGAGGAGAAUCUGUCUCGGAACCAUGCCGCGGUGACAGGAUAAGGCGGUCCAACACCAGAACUGGUUUGAGGGAUGUCAACGACGUUUUGGAUAAGAAAUGAAUUGCAAGCUCCAAGCAGUACUGAGAAUGUGCAAAUGACUAUAGAGAACAUUUUGUCUUUCUUGUCUUAUUACCUCUAAAAAAGAUAUAAAAAAAUAAAAUAUACAUUUUUUUUUAGUCAACAAAAGUAUUAUCUUACAGCUUAAUAUAAUUAGAAAUGCAGUUAUUUGUGUAUAAUGUACAUGUUACAAGACAUCGGAAAGACUUUGAAUGCUGCAUUGUUCAGCUGAUGAUAGUAUAAACGCUUAAUAUUUCUUAGUUUUGAUUUGAUAUUUUUAAAUAUGUCUCACUACUCAUAUUGUCAGUAGUAAUUGUAUGAUAUAUAUAUAUUCCUUUUGAAUAUUUGCUGUUUUACAUUUACCAGAACUUUUCUAUGACCUUAAAUUUCCACUCCUUCAAUUCAUUGUAAACCACUUUUUAAAUGAACUGUAUUGCAGCAGUGUUAUCUGGCACAAACGAUGUUAUUAACUGUUUUGAAAUGUGCCAACCUGCCGGGGAAGUAGACGGUUUUAUGUUAGAUUGUGUUAUCUUUUACUGAUGUUCUUAAUAAUGAAUAUGGUGGCAAAACAAAGUUUCAAGGUCAAGGUCUUUGGUCCACUAAGUACCAAGUCUAGGUCUUUCUGAUAAGAUUUCUUCUUAUCAUAACUGACUUAUUACAUACUUUUAUGAAAAUCUUAAGAUAGACAUGUUCUUCUUUGUGUUCAAACUUGAUUCAAAAUCUGGCUUUACUCCUCUGAGGCUGGGGGCCCCAGGCACCAAAUUUGUUUCACCUUUCUAUGGUUAGAAUCUAGAAAUAAAAAAAAAUGAAUGAAUUGCUCCUCAUUUCAGACAGAAAGUUGUUCAAAAAAUGAAGUAACAUACCCCUCAUCUCCCCCACCAGUUUGUUUUAUAGUAUAUCAGACAGGUACUUUUGGAUUUCCAAUCUCACACAACGAAUGUUUCUAUUUCUAUCUUUUUUUCUGACCCAUCACCAGCGAAUAAAACCUUUCUGCAGAACUGAGUUAAUUUUAUUUUACUGGGCGCAUGGCUGGGCGGCUGCUGGGUUGUAAUGAUGAUGAUGUCAUUGACAUGUGUUUUGGACAUUGAUCUCAUUUCAAGCUUUGCUGGAUUGUAAUGGUGAUGAUGUCAUUGACAUCUGUGGUGGACAUUGAUCUCAUUUCAAGCUUUGCUGGAUUGUAAUGGUGAUGAUGUCAUUGACAUCUGUGGUGGACAUUGAUCUCAUUUCAAGCUUUGCUGGAUUGUAAUGGUGAUGAUGUCAUUGACAUCUGUGGUGGACAUUGAUCUCAUUUCAAGCUUUGACCGAGCUUGUGCUUGAUACAUCAUCUUGUUUCAAAUCUCUUUUUUUCUCCCUAUUUUCCCUAACUAUUUUCGUAAACAUUAAACAUUUUUUGAAUUUGUAUAAUGGCACCAAUACUACAAGUUAUUGCUUCUCUGCUUGUGUUGUUCAGGACAUCACCCAACAACAGCUGUGUGACAUCCAAGUGGCGGAGCUACUGGAAAAGUGCACCAGGUUCCACAUCUUCUGUUCAGAGAGGCUCUGUGAGGAGGACAUGAUGACCUUUGAUGCCAAAAUCAAUAAUGAAAAUCUGACAAAGUGUCUGCAGACACUGAAAGAGCUGUAUGCUGACCUGGAGAAGAGACAGGUCUACUGUCCCAACGAGGCAGAGUUUAGGGGAUACAUGGUGCUCAUGAACCUAAACGAAGGGGAUAUUCUUAGGUUGGUUUAAAUUAUUAUUGUGUUACAGGCAAAGUGUGUAACCCAGACAUUCUAUAGAAUACCUGACGAUCUUAGUCAGAGUGUGAAAUACAUAAGAUAUUAAACACAUUGGGCUCAGACAAAGCAUAUAAAAACAUGAAGGUGAGUGGAGUUUUUAUAAACAAACAGCGGGCUAAACCAUUUUAAGAUCUAAAUGUCUGUCAGAUGUCUCUAGUUUUUAAAAUUUUAUAUAUUACUUCAAGUGGAGCACAUCACUGUCCAAACUGUCAUGUUAUAUACAGAACACAUGUGUUGUGUCCAAUCUGCUAUAAUCAGGAAAAUAGUCAACAAAAUAAAAAAGCUGCCGAAAGCAAUAUUGAACAAGCUCGUAAAAUGGUGUCAAGAUCUGACAAUAAGUUCCCGUCCAUUGAGUGUGGUACUGCGGUAUGGAUUUCCAUUCCUGAAUGUGACAAUGGAAGUGGUGACACACCCAAUGUUUUGGCUGUCAUCAUAGACGCGCAGGACCAUGUCUAUCGCUUGGGAACGAUAAAAGGUUUACAACAGCACUAACCAGAUAUCAAUUUUCUGUGUGUAAGAAGCCUUUAUGGACAUUAGAAGCUAUUCCAAUGGACAAACAAAUCUUUUUCAGAUCAGCAGCAACACAACACUCUACUGGAACUAGACAAAGAUUUGUUAAGUUCAUGUGUAACCCAACGGUCCACUGGAACUGGACAAGGAUUUGUUAAGUUCAUGUGUAAAUCCUAGUGUCAAAAUAGAAAAUUUUUUUGUAUUAAAAAAUUUCAUUCAAGUUCAGACCGCUGCAAUAAAUAAAAAAAAUAAACAGCCAUUUUGUGCUUGGCCUUUUUUAUGCUGUUUGUUUGUUUACGUACAUAAAACUUAAUAAUACUUUCUCUUAUUUUACAGAGAAAUCCAGCAGCUACGACCAGAAAUCAGGGACUCCCCACAGAUCAGCUUUGCGGUGAAAGCUUACAAUGCUCUCAACUCAAAUAACUACGUCAGGUUUUUCAGACUUUUCCAAGAAGCUUCCUUCCUGAACGGCUGUGUGCUGCACCGUUAUUUUAACCAGAUUCGAAGCAAGGCUCUGCUCAUCAUCAUGAAAGCACUCGGAGCACUUGGCAAAAAUAGAGUCAUGGUUAGUGUUGUGUCUAGAGCUGUCUAGUCAUGCAUGUUUAAUAGGGAAUCUUUGAAAAUGUUGUUUAUAGCUGUAUGUAAUUGAUUGUGUCCAGGGCAGUUUGGUCAUGUCUAGAAUAAUAUGUCAUAACUAUAAUCUGUAUGUUUUAAUUAGCUCUCUUAUAACAGAAGUCUGUUCUCUUGUAUCAGUAUGGACAAUGUUUGGUGCUCAGAUUUACAUAAAACUUAAAAUGUCCUUUUUUUUUCCUUAAUAUCAACAUGUUAGAACCUCACACUUGUUGCCCAAUUUGCCAAGAUCUACAUAGUUUUAGAGUUUCAGUAUUUAUUAGAGCACCAACUACUGUUAAAAUUAUAUACAUAGACCAGUUUGUAACUUCCAUAGAAGUCCCUAUGUUUUUUUUUUACUAGAGCCACCAUCAGUGGCAGAUCUAUAAAUAAUGAUGUUAAUUUUCAGUAGUAAAAAAAUUUCAUCAUCUUAACUCCAGUGUCCUCUAAAUAUAUACUUAUAUAAUUUAUUUUGGAAAAUGCUACAGGUCACUUAACCUCUCCUGAAUAUGCCAAAGAAAAAUCAUUUCAAUCACUGACUAUUAAAGAGAAUUAUUAAUAAAAAUCAUUUCAAUCACUGACUUUUAAAGAGAAUUAUUAAUAAAAAUCAUUUCAAUCACUGACUAUUAAAGAGAAUUAUUAAUAAAAAUCAUUUCAAUCACUGACUUUUAAAGAGAAUUAUUAAUAAAAAUCAUUUCAAUCACUGACUAUUAAAGAGAAUUAUUAAUAAAAAUCAUUUCAAUCACUGACUAUUAAAGAGAAUUAUUAAUAAAAAUCUUCAAAGGAUUAAUUCUUUUUUUCUUGCCCAGUUAGAAAUAAUAAGAUGUUAUAAUGUUUUGUUUUUUGUUCAGUACAAUGAUAUGUCUGCUAUGUUUUUUGUCUUGCUCACUACAAUCAUACGCUUGCUUUGUUUUGUGUCUUCUUCAGUACAAUCAUAGGCUUGCUUUGUUUUGUGUCUUCUUCAGUACAAUCAUACGCUUGCUUUGUUUUGUGUCUUCUUCACUACAAUCAUACGCUUGCUUUGUUUUGUGUCUUCUUCACUACAAUCAUACGCUUGCUUUGUUUUGUGUCUUCUUCAGUACAAUCAUACGCUUGCUUUGUUUUGUGUCUUCUUCACUACAAUCAUACGCUUGCUUUGUUUUGUGUCUUCUUCAGUACAAUCAUACGCUUGCUUUGUUUUGUGUCUUCUUCACUACAAUCACACGCUUGCUUUGUUUUGUGUCUUCUUCACUACAAUCAUACGCUUGCUUUGUUUUGUGUCUUCUUCAGUACAAUCAUAUGCUUGCUUUGUUUUGUGUCUUCUUCAGUACAAUCACACGCUUGCUUUGUUUUGUGUCUUCUUCACUACAAUCACACGCUUGCUUUGUUUUGUGUCUUCUUCAGUACAAUCAUAAGCUUGCUUUGUUUUGUAUCUUCUUCAGUACAAUCAUACGCUUGCUUUGUUUUGUGUCUUCUUCAGUACAAUCACACGCUUGCUUUGUUUUGUGUCUUCUUCACUACAAUCAUACGCUUGCUUUGUUUUGUGUCUUCUUCAGUACAAUCAUACGCUUGCUUUGUUUUGUGUCUUCUUCAGUACAAUCAUACGCUUGCUUUGUUUUGUGUCUUCUUCACUACAAUCACACGCUUGCUUUGUUUUGUGUCUUCUUCACUACAAUCACACGCUUGCUUUGUUUUGUGUCUUCUUCAGUACAAUCACACGCUUGCUUUGUUUUGUGUCUUCUUCAGUACAAUCAUACGCUUGCUUUGUUUUGUGUCUUCUUCACUACAAUCAUACGCUUGCUUUGUUUUGUGUCUUCUUCAGUACAAUCAUACGCUUGCUUUGUUUUGUGUCUUCUUCAGUACAAUCAUACGCUUGCUUUGUUUUGUGUCUUCUUCACUACAAUCACACGCUUGCUUUGUUUUGUGUCUUCUUCACUACAAUCACACGCUUGCUUUGUUUUGUGUCUUCUUCAGUACAAUCAUACGCUUGCUUUGUUUUGUGUCUUCUUCAGUACAAUCAUACGCUUGCUUUGUUUUGUGUCUUCUUCAGUACAAUCAUAGGCUUGCUUUGUUUUGUGUCUUCUUCACUACAAUCAUACGCUUGCUUUGUUUUGUGUCUUCUUCAGUACAAUCAUACGCUUGCUUUGUUUUGUCUUUGUACAGUACCCUAUUGAAGAAAUGAUACGCCUGCUGUGUUUUGAAGAUAGCAAGGAGGUUGUUGACUUCUGUGAUCACUACUGUUUAGCCACUGAAGGCAGCGAUGUUGUCAUGGACUCUAAGGCUUACCUGGAACCAGAGUCAGCCAUUCCACAGAAACGAUCGCAGUCAUUGAUUGAGGUCAAACAAACAGUCAGUGUAGGGGAGGUAAGCAAUAAGAAUCUUUUUCAUUGAUAGAGGUUAAAGAAUCAGUGUAAAAAAAAAAAGGGGGGGGGGGGGGUUGUGGGUUGGGUGGGUUAAACAAUUUGAGUUUAAGCUGAUUUGAAUUGUUCACCAAGUGUCAGGCAGGGUUUUCAUAGCACUGCAGGAAUGAUAAUAUUUUGUUCAUUUUUAAACAAAAAGCCCAGACUGCUCAAAAUGCCAAAGUUCACUCAAGAACCCAGCAGCUGUUUAGACUGAACAAUGAUUUGCUAACACCUUGCUAGGUACAUAUUAUAAGGAACUACAAAAAACUCAAAGACUUUCAAGACUGAAAACAAGAUGUGCAAUGCAGUCAAAACAAAUUUCCAUAUUUGGAUCAAUAUAAGCAUCUUAUCAUAUCUAAUCUUAUCUUUAAAUUUCGUAAUAUUAAAAUAAGAUGGCAGAUAUUGAACAAAAAAAAUGGUAACAUUUUUGGCAUUGAAGUUAUUUAAUUUACGUCCCGUCACAAAAUGGCAUACAACAGGCCAACAAAUGGCUAUAUUAUUAUUAGUAUCAGUAGUCGUAGUGUCAAACGUUUGGUUGUACAAUAUUUCCCCAGACAUUAAAUGGAGGACCUCUGCCACAACUAGACAUUUCAACUCCUGCUGGCAGUUUUGAUCCUGACGGUGGCUUCGUAAUGUCACAUGACAUUCAAGAGGCUCUUGGUCAGUACGAAAACUCCUUUCAUUCGUAAGACCUGUGAUUAUUUUAAUAUUUUCUAUUUCUUUGGCUGUCACCUUAAGUUUAAUGUUCAUUAAAGUCUUUGCUCACUUUCAAUGGGAGAAUACAGAAAUUUUAACUUUAAAAAAAAUUAUUAUUUCUAGAUAUUUACAUUGUAUGUAAAAUUUAUUAUGUACGAACUUGGGAGAUAACUUCAUAUUAAAACUGAUGUAAUCUUCUUUUAAUCCAGUUGUAUUGGCAAGUGGGGGGGGGGGUCAAUAAAUAAUGUUAGCACUGAUGUUGAGGUUCAGCUAUGUUUUGUAUCCCUAUGACCAACCAUAACCCCACAUGGCAUGAACAUCAUGUUCUCAUUCACCUGUUAAACCUUUUAUCCAACCCCCUCCUCGUUACUACCAAUUGCAGUGGACUUCAGAGCCCAGAAAUUUGGAAGAAAUUUUCAAAAUUCCAGCAACUAUAAUUUUGAAAUCUUUAAUUUUCCUUCCCCAUUGCAGCAUCCAGUGGUCUCUUGGGCUCUAAAACUAUUGUGAGCUCAACUUCUGAGCCAAUCAGUGAGCAGGCCAACUCGAGGGAGGAGUCUGCUCACAGUCAAACCCACAGUCCAGAUGAAAGGAGUGCUUCACUUCGUCUUGUGCCAGAGAUGAGAAGGGAAAAACUCACAGCAUCAAAUGAGGUGGGAAACAACAUUAAUAUAAUAUUUAUCACCCGAGAUUUGACUGGCUAAAUUUAGUCGCCCUAUAGCAGUGAGACUUUAACAUUGGGUUAGAUUUGGUCAGCCAUAUUCAAAAUGAUUUUCAUUGUUUAAAAAAAUAGUUUAUUCACUUGAUGAGACUUAAGUGACAACCUAUGAGGUUUCAUGAACCAUUGACCUUUGCAUCCAGGUCAUCAAGAGCAUUGCCAGGAUGCUGAUUCUAGAAGUGAUUGAUUCCAGUAGCACUGAUAUUGCUCAGGAGGUUCUUGCUGUUCAGAGAGAGUACAACAUCACCCUCAUGGCACAUGUUGAUGAUAUUGUUAGUUACACUGUGACAGAAUGCUUAGGGUAAGUUAAUAGUCUUACUGUUACAGAAUGCUUAGGGUAAGUUAAAGGUAUCACUGUUACAGAAUGCUUAGGGUAACUAAACUCUAAAAUGUUCUCUUUCAAUCUUAUGACUAGAAAUCAACAGAAACCACUACUGUUGAAGGUUUAAUAUUUUGUAGACAAUGUUUCUUUGCAGUGCUAGGGAAAUGGAAAGAGGGACUCUAAUGUUUGCCAUGACAACCUAAGCUUGUUGUUUGCUUAUGCUGCUUAGUUAAUCCUGUUUCAGACAUGACUUUUGCAUGUUGGAUAUAACACACAGGCACAUCUGUUGUAGUUGAAUGUGCACAUCUUGUGGAACUAAUUUAUUUUACUCUUAUGCAAACAUCAUGUUUAAUUUUUGGUUUCCAGGCAGUUGGCCAGAGAAGUUUACGAGCAAGAAGAAUGUAUUUUGAGGAAAGCUCUAGAAGUAGAAAUGGCUCAGCAGAGGCAGCGAGUCUUUGACAUGCUUUGUCAAGACAUUACUGAUGACACCAUGUCUGAGAUGGUCAAGAUCCUGGCCCAGGAUGAAAUGAGGUGGAUUAAAAUAUGGGCUUUAGAUGGUGGUUAAUCAUUUGUGUGUGUGUGGAGGGGGGGGGGGGAAGACAUGUUGUACUUAACUAAGCUGUUUACCCAUGGCAGAUAUCUAGACUUCAUCCACUUGUUCUAUGCAAUUAUACAAUUUGGUUUAGAGUUUAAUUUUAAGAACUUGGUUUGGGGGGGGGGGGGGGAAGACAUGUUGUACUUAACUAAGCUGUUUACCCAUGGCAGAUAUCUAGACUUCAUCCACUUGUUCUAUGCAAUUAUACAAUUUGGUUUAGAGUUUAAUUUUAAGAACUUGGUUGCCUGGUGCCUGGUAACUAGAUAACGUACAAUAGAGAUAUCCAAACAAGUCCAUUUUUUCAUGCAUUUGUACAAGUUAGUCAAUCGUUCUAUUUUGACAACUUUUUUGUUAUUGUCUUGUAUCAGAUUAGUUCAAGCUGAACUCAAGGCCCAGUCGUUAGAGAGGGCAAGUCAGACAUGCAGAGAUGAGCUGGUCAGCAAGGGGUUAGAAGAUAUGCUACUGGACAUUGCUCAUGAGGUCUACCAGGUGGAUGUUGUGGCUAAACAGGAAAGACUGGAGGCCACAGAGAGAUGUGUGCAACUGGGUGUGUGCCGAAAGUUCUUUCAGGUAGUUCACUUGUUCCUUCCUGUGUAAAUCAGCUUACAAUCCUUGCCUUUAAUUAAGAGGGAAAUAAGCCACCGUUCCUGCCAGAAGCUAAUAAAUUAAUUGACCACAGUGGCCCCCUCCUGUCCCAGGCCAUAUUUUAUGAUGUAAAAAAUAGUUUCAUGCUGAGGACACUCUACCAUCUGCAGGAAAUAUUUCAAUUCAGUCACAUGACAUAUAGCCAAAGACUUGGGUUAUCACUUUAUUUCAUUUAAAUUUGUAAGAGGUUGCUUCAAAUGAUUCAAGGAAAAUAUUUUUUUCUAGAUUUUUUCACCCCUUAAAUUAUUGAAGAAUAAACAUAGGAGGAAAUACUUGGGCUCGGUUUUCUUAUUCACUCACUACAGAGGGGUUGGGUGGGGGGAAUACUUUGAAUCUAUUUUUUAAAAAUAAAUGGGAGAACAAAAUGUAGAUAUUUCAAUCAAAUUUUAUAUAUAACACAAAAAUCACGUGAUUCACUUUUUCACAUGGUAAGCACGUCAUUCAUUAAUUCAUAAGUGUAAUUUACAUAUGAAGUGUUAUUCAUAUAUUCAUAGCUAUAAUUUAAAUAUGCAUUGCCAUUCAUAUAUUCAUAGCUAUAAUUUAAAAAUGAACUACAAUACUUUUCACUGUUCUAGUCCUGGAGAAAGAGCUACCAGAGAAGAAUGAAAGUGAAACGUUCAAUGUUGGAUUUCCCAAGUGCUCCCCCCUCAAGAACUGUUGCUGAACAACUUAGGCAGCUGGUUCCAGGCAGAUCAGAUCAAAGAAUCUCACAAAAGGCUUUCUACAUUGGUCAUAGGUAAAGUCACAAGAUUGGGGGGAUGUGGGGGGUGCGGGAGAGGGGGGAGGGCGGUGUGGGGUGUUCAUUCAAGAUGCUUGCAAUGUUCAGAGCUAUAUAACAAUUUAACGAUGUUAUAUAUUGUAAUGUAGUUCACCAGUGUCCUAUUUUCCUGGAAUUUCUAAUGAAAGUUAGAUUGUAGUGUGAGUGUGUCCUAAAGGUAGAUUGUAGUGUGAGUGUGUCCUAAAGGUAGAUUGUAGUGUGAGUGUGUCCUAAAGGUAUAUUGUAGUGUGAGUGUGUCCUAAAGGUAGAUUGUAGUGUGAGUGUGUCCUAAGGGUAGACUGUAGUGUGAGUGCGUCCUAAAGGUAGACUGUAGUGUGAGUGUGUCCUAAAGGUAGAUUGUUGUGUGAGUGUGUCCUAAAGGUAGAUUGUAGUGUGAGUGUGUCGUAAAGGUAGAUUGUAGUGUGAGUGUGUCCUAAAGGUAGACUGUAGUGUGAGUGUGUCCUAAAGGUAGAUUGUAGUGUGAGUGUGUCCUAAAGGAAGACUUAAAAUUACUAUUUGAAUUUCAUGACAAUGUCCAAUUUUUUGAUGAGGCAAGUCAUAUAAGCACAACAAUAAUAGCAUAUCUCUUAUACCUGUUUUAAAAAAAAUAUGUUGUUACAGCAUUCCUUCGUUGUCGAAUAAUCGGUUCAAAUGUUAUGGCCUUCUUUUGUUUGUCUACUACCUCCGAUGGCGAAUACUUUAAUUCUCGUCUCAGUCUUGGUCAAGUAACUCAAACGCUGAAUAGUCCAAUUUAAAUUAUGUAUUUAUUUCCAUGUGCUAAAACAUCCAUUUAUUACCUAACACAGUUGCUACAUAAUUCAUCCAGGAGAAAAAUACUAUCCUCAGGCAACAAGCCCUACAGCGGAUCUAACAUAAAUUACAAUAUCUCUCGACUCUAACUCUAACUCUGGACGAUCUACUCUGGACUCUCGACUCUAACUCUAACUCUGGACGAUCUACUCUGGACUCUCAACUCUAACUCUAACUCUGGACGAUCUACUCUGGACUCUCGACUCUCACAACUCUUGACCCUCUUGCUUCUCUAACUUAACUCCCCACUAACUAACACACUGCCCUUUAAUAUCCCAACAAAGCACUCGGCAUACACUAAAGCUUAACACCACGAACCAAUUUCACGGUCUGACCUCACGACUUACAACUCACAAAACACUCUCACGAUCAACAACUCCCCCUAGUUCACAACAAUAUAUAUUUACAAAUAACAUGGAAAUUAAAACUCUUUUGAUCUGACAGGGUAAAACUGAGCAUUGAGUCUCCUAUGGAAGUCAUUCGCCAGCAACUGCAGUUAAGCACACGAUUGUCCAUGGCUUCAGCCAUUAAAAUGCUCUGCAACUUGUUACUGUGGCGACCAUUAGACCUGGAAGCUACAGUCGGACCUCAGCUACAAAGAGCUUAUCAGAAUUGGAAAGAGGAAUCACUCAUUGGUAAAACUGUGCUGAAGGUGGAGAGUUCUUGUUGAGAAGUCAUGCUUUACUUGAAUGCAGUCCCCUUAUGAUUAAUAUUUAAGAUGUUAAAUCCAGGGCAAUGCCAACUCCCUUGCACACCCCUUCAGCUCUCCAGGGCAAUGCCAACUCCCUUGCACACCCCUUCAGCUCUCCAGGGCAAUGCCAACUCCCUUGCACACCCCUUCAGCUCUCCAGGGGCACCGGUGGGAGCAUGUGGUUUUGGAGAACAAAGAAUGAAGACAUUUGGUUCAUUUUUGGAUAUCAUAUAAAAGGAAAUAAAACUAACUUUAUUAAUUCAGACUUUUAUUAAAGUCUCUGGCUGGAAAUAGGGUACACAUGUUAAAGUUAAUAGGAAUAUCCACAAUGCCCAAUACAGUUUUAAUUUUUCGUGUGGGAAGACGAGACAGUAUGUAGGUGAUAGUAACAAUAAAAUAAAUCAAUAAUUUGUCUUGGUCUAGAGACUCAAGGUUUGUCUUGACCACCAUGGGAAAUGAACCACAUGAACGACUGAUGUAGUUUGUUCGCCCGUUAAAAUCAAUCUAGACCAUUUUACUUAUCUUCAUGCUGGUUCUGAUUCUGUCCGAUGUAUUGUGGAUACGUUUAUCAGAUCUUUCACCCUUUAUUAAGACGGCUGUUCAUCCCAGUUCAAAUGUGUGCACUUUUCUUUCUUAACAUCAAAGGCAAUCUGAGUCACACAUACAUGCCAGUCAAAUUUAACAGAGUUAUUUUAGUGCCUCUCAUUUGCUGUUGAAUGUUGACCUUGUUGCUUGACCUAAUGUCCAGCAUGUUAACAAUGGUUGUCUUGUGUGUUAAGAACAAGACACAGUGGCAGCACAGUGGAAGUUGUUGGUCUCUCUGCCUUGUGAUGCUUCUGAUGAUGUAGAGACUUUUUUACAAUGGAUAAAAGCCAAGCUGUGUAAAGAUGGUAACAGAGCUAAAGUUGUCAAGUCACCAUCGUAUGAGGUUAGACAUUUAAUUUAUCUUUUCAAACAAACAUAUUGUCUAUUUUAUAAUAGACUACACACACACACUUGAAUGUAGUGAAAACUUUGAGGUGAGCUUGUCCAGUGUUAAAGUCUUGACCUGUAGGUUGCUAUGACAACAUAGUUUGUUUGAUAAAUACAUACAUGUCUCAUUUUCACUUUUAAGUUUCCAUGACAAGUCUGAAACAGAUACUCUGCAUAUGUUGACUUUUAUUCAUACUCGCUAACAACAGGAAUACAUAUUUUGUUUCCUAUGUGGACAGAAAUGAUGAAUCAGAAAUAAUUGUUCACAAGACUAUGAUUGAGCAACCCCUUCCCUCAGGAAAUUGUGUUUCUAAUAAAAAUACUGCUGCAUAAAGUAUAUCAUAUAUCAGUGCUGAUUACAGACCUUGAACUAAUGUCACAUCCUUGGUUGAAAUUCUCUUAGAUUUAUGUACACAUUUGUUUAUUAUCUGUGCAGAUGUUUCCAACCUAAUUUCUGUAUGUUACCGUGUCCCUCUCCCAGGGCCAGGUACUGAGUGUCUGCCAAAUGAAGCCAUCUGUAGGAUCUGGCUCACACUCUGCCCUGUGUGUCAGAUGUUUCCAAGGAGUGUGGACAGAGGAUCAGGAGCUGAAUGUACUGAAGGAAGAUGUCUUGAAAGGCUCCAGUGCUCUGCUGUUUUUGUCAUCUCCAGUAGAAAUGCUUUUAACAAACAACACUUCACUGAGCGUAAGAUUUAACUCUAUGGAUGUACUGGCCCUAGUCUAGUUGAAGUAUUAAAUUUAACACAGAAUCAAUGUUAAAAAACAAUUUUGUUUAUAGACUUUGUAACAGUAUUUUUGCUGUUUUCAUUUAUUUACAAAACAUAUAGCAGCUUUAGCUGGUUAAAACAGUGACAUGUGAGAUGUCACAGUGACAUGACAUGUCACAUUUUUAUACAAAUUUCUUUACAGGUGUUGAUAAAAACAAAGGUAUUACCAGCUUAUAAUAAAAAGAUGUAUUACUUAUUGUAACUAAUUUUCUUGUUAGAUGGCUUACUGUUUGAAAAUUGAUUAGUUAGAGUCAUACAUGUAUGACAAACACUUUUUAAAUUCAUUCCUCCGACAGGAAAUAACUUGGAACAACGACAGAAAGCGUUUAAAUCAAAUUCUAAAACAGAAACGAAAAGAACCAGCUCUGCCGUUGGUUAUUAUGAUGCCCAGACUGACUAAAGAGAACCAAAUUUCCUUAAAAAUCUUGGAUGAGUGUCUCGGUUUGGCCAGUCUGUACCAACAAAACCUUGUGUCCGCUGUCCAUGUGGCACAACCCGUGGUCAGUGACCAGGAAAUACUGGAUAAUUAUGAGGACUGGACCAGUCAGGUUUGACCAAACUGAAAUUAUUUUUCUUAGUUUAACAAGCAAUAAGCACAUUACUUUGACCUCUAACCAUUUGUACAAACACCUUGUAUAGUUGUAAACCAAUAUUUAAAAUGAGGACCAGUAUUUACAAUGUGUUCUUAGAAUAAGCUAUUAUAAUUAACUGAUUUAAUUUCUCACAAUUGAAUGUCACAUCUAAAUGUUUAAAUAUCCCUGCCUCAUAGUUGACCAACAGUUUGAGAUUUGCUGUCGGCAACAUUCCUGUCCCACCGAAGCUCAGAGUCAAGCCAGUAUCAGACUAUGUAGAAGAUGCUGUGGUUGAGUUCUACAAGGCAACAGUGUAUCAAGAUCUUCGCACCAGAAAAAAACAUCAAAUGCUGCAUCAGGUCAGACAUUUUACAACAUAAAAUUAAACAACCCCCCCCCCCCAUAAAAACAAAGUUUUUCAUUUCAAUCCUUUAAAUGCAUUUUUUAUUAUUUUAUUUUACACUUUCACACAACAGAUUUAUUUCACCAACUAUUUCAGACAUUUUACAAACUAAAAUUAAACAACCCCCCCCCCCCCAUAAAAACAAAGUUUUUCAUUUCAAUCCUUUAAAUGCAUUUUUUAUUAUUUUAUUUUACACUUUCACACAACAGAUUUAUUUCACCAACUAUUUCAGAAAAGCAAAAGAAAAUAUUACGCACCAAAUGCACUUGGGAUAUUUUUAAGAAUCUCAUUUAUCGCAGUUAUCUGGAGUUUUAUUUCGUGAAACAGUGGCAUCAUAUUUCCUUCAUCUUCCCCUUAAAAAACAAGAAAAACUGAUUUUUGGGGAUUGGGACGGAAAAUUUAUAGAAUUUGUUGUCAUUGGCAAUGAGUCUAUGUGCCAAGUUUCAGCUCGAUAGGUUGAUGAGAAGUGGGUCAAUUAGCCAUAUGAAGAUUUUGCCACCCAGCCAGAACAAGCACGAUCAAAAGCAAAGUUAAUGUAAAAUAUUUAAUAAUGCCCUCUUGCAUAAACCCAUACAAGAAUGUCAUAUUGCUGGCCAUCCAAACUGGGGCUCUUAUGUCCUUUUAGGAACAACAAAUAUGAGAAUAUGUCCUUGGGUCCUGUUCAAUUAUCAUUGGCUCAUGUUGCCUUCAAGCUGAGAAACAACAACACCGAUAUCCUUAAUUAUAAUGGAACAUAAUUGAACUUGAUAUCAUUUUUAAACAAUAUGUGUGGAAAAGUAUUGGGACUUAUCAUAAAUGACAUGUCUAGCUAACUUCUGAGUGUCAAGAGCUAUGAUGGUGUGCUAGUGUUUGAGAUGUUUGUGACAAGAUGAUUGUUGGUGUGUUAGUUUUUGAGAUGUUUGUUACAAGAUUAUUGUGACAAGAUGUUUGUGGCAAGAUGUUUGUGGCAAGAUGUUUGUGACAAAAUGUUUGUGACAAGAUGUUUGUGACAAUAUGUUUGUGACAAGAUGUUUGUGACAAUAUGUUUGUGACAAGAUGUUUGUGGCAAGAUGUUUGUGACAAGAUGUUUGUGGCAAAAUGUUUGUGACAAAAUGUUUGUGACAAGAUGUUUGUGACAAUAUGUUUGUGACAAGAUGUUUGUGGCAAGAUGUUUGUGACAAGAUGUUUGUGGCAAGAUGUUUAUUGGUGUGCUAGUGUUUGAGAUGUUUGUGAUAAGAUGUUUAUUGGUGUGCUAGUGUUUGAGAUGUUUGUGAUAAGAUGUUUAUUGGUGUGCUAGUGUUUGAGAUGUUUGUGAUAAGAUGUUUAUUGGUGUGCUAGUGUUUGAGAUGUUUGUGAUAAGAUGUUUAUUGGUGUGCUAGUGUUUGAGAUGUUUCUGACAAGAUGUUUGUUGGUGUGACAAGAUGUUUGUGACAAGAUGUUUGUGACAAGAUGCUUAUAAAUGUGUAAACAUGUUUAUCUCCAGUCUCCCAACACAUUGAUAUCUCUGUACAAUGAAGUCAUAGAGCAUGUGGCAAUGGUAUCAGCAUCCAGCUCUCUCACUGACAUGUCGUGGCCAGCACCAGAAUUCGAAGGUUACAGGGAGAAAGGUGAAUAAAAACAGAGACUUUGCUAAAUGUAACUAUAAUCAUAAAACUUGUCACCUUCAUCAGCAGGCAAGUAACAAUAAAUUAGCUUAAAAGAUAGAAAUAAAGUUAAACUAAUCAGCCUAAUUCAAGUUAAAUAAUCAUUUGGAGGUUAAGGGAGUUCUACACCACAUUCAGCCCAUACAAUCCUGUAAUGACCAAAUUUCAGCUGGUACUGAUUCAACCCCUUAACUGCCAAAUCUGGCCACUCGACAUAUUGAAUUCAUAUCGCUAUACAGAAAACGGAAAUCUCGCUAUUUUAAAUGAAAUUUCACUAUUUUUUUAUUUUACCAAUGGUGAGGAGUGUUCAUUAUUAUAAUAGCAAAUUAAUUUUUAAAAUAUUUUUAUGAUCAGGAAUAGUCAAGUAGUUCAUCAUAGUUUGACAUUUAGGAAUUAAAAAAACAAAAGCUUUUGGGAAAUUAUGUAAUACAAAGCGUAAAGCAACCAAUUAUGAAUGCUGAUCAAUUUUGUUCAUAGAAAUAUAUUUCAAAAUAGAUUUAAACUUUUUUUUUCUAAACCUAUCUACAAUUGGAGAUGUUCUCCUUUGACUAGGGUUUCAAAUGAUACAAUUUUGAGCACCCAGAAAUGAAUGGUUAAAAUAUGUAUGAACAUUUGUUUUCACUGAAAUUGUACUAAAAUGCCAAUCUAUUGUUUCACUAAGUUUUUUUCCAGCUUUUUUUAUAUCAAAUUUUUUUGCUUCAUAAUUAAUAUGUUACAAUAAUUAUAUUAUUGUUAUAUUUAAACAAAAAUGAGGUCAACAUAAACUUUAAAAAAAUAUGUUUAAAUAUCUGAAUCUGUCCUUGAACUCUGUGUGUGUUAACAAACUUUCUUCAGUGGAGCUCCAGGCCUCAUGGAACACAGAAUCUCACCUCUCUGACCUUUAUGAGCUCAUUGCCAAAAUGAGACUGCCCAGGUUCCAUUACAGCGACCUUGACUCAGACAGCUGGUCAACCAUGUGUCAGGAUGUCUGGUCUUACAUUGAGAGACUCACUAAAAAAGACAGUGGGUCUGCCAAGAUACAUUUACAUCAAGAGUAAGUUUUACAAUUAUUAUGUAUAAAGAAUACAAUAUAAAACUUCAGAGUCCGAUUAAAUGUCUAACGGUAUUAUUUAUUGUAUCUGAAAUGUAUUGGAACAGAAGAAUGUAAUAGCCAAACUCUGGCCAUUAUUUGGGACAACUAAGUCACAGAUGCUACGGUUGAGUGCUUACUUUCUUAUGUCUUCACUCAGGGUUGCAAUGUUGCUCUCAAAAGCUAAGAAAAACUUUGAUCAGUUCUGCUGGCUGUCGUUGGUGGAUGGUCCAUGUGAACCCACAUAUGUCAAUAUGACCUGGACAGAUCUGGUGGAUGCCUGCAUCCAUUACAAACUUUUUUCACUGAGAACUGGACACAUCUGUUUACCAAAACCUGUAAGUCGGCCAGGAAAUCACCCGAAGUAAUCACAUUAUAGAACACGUUUUGAUAUUGAUGUUUAUGGUAUUUAAAAACUUUUUUUAGAAGAAAAAAAACAAUUAACACUUAAAAAAUGUUAAUACUUGAUAUUUAUAAUUAAAAGUCUAUUGAUCAUAAAAUAUAUUAAUUAUUAUUGUUGGGACGAGCGAAAACUAUAAUGAAUCUUUUAAUAUUGAAGUUUAAAUAAAAAAAUUAACCGUCUUUUACUGUUUCAUUGCUGGUAUAAUACUUGACAAGCCAAAUAAUUAAUAGACUUAUUGGUCUACACACUCUUGACUUUAGGAAUCAUAAUUUAUAUAAUUUUUUAAAAUCUUGAAGUGCCGUGUAACGCACUGAUUGUUAACUUACAGCUUAAGACUCAUUGAUAUAUGGUUUAAUCAAAUUAACUUCACACAGCCAGAUGUUGCUUAACGAUUAUUGUCAAAAUCACAAUAUCUUGUAAAUCAAAACAGAGGCCUAGUGGUUCAAAUGAUUAAUAAUAGUGACUAAUACUUUAUUACACACGAUCACUAUAAUAAUAGUUAAUACUUGAAAUACGAGCAAAUCCUCAUGCCGAACAUACUAAAUCUGAAAAAACUUGGAAUGUAGCUUCUCAGUAAACUUCUUUACUUGAUAAAAUGUAAUCACACUACAAAUCAUUUAAAACAUAAACUAUUUCUGCUCAAACUUCCUACACAAACUUCGUGAAUUUAACGGUCAUAAUAUUCCACCAUUUCUUGUUUCCAUCUUGCUCUCCUCUCAUUGGCUAGUUUUCUCCAAGUUCCAAUACUCUAUAUAUUAAAUCCCAUAUUACUUAUCUCCCAUAUAAUUAUAUCUGUGAAAAUUAUAUUAUUAUAAUUUAAUUUGUUAACCCAUUAGUAAGAACUAUGUGUGAUAUAAGAUUAGUUUGUGUUUACAUUCAUCAAUAUGUUGUUUAAAGCAGGCCUGCGAAGUAACAAAAUAUUCUUUAUGAUUGUUAUUUUCUUAAUAGCUUUCCACCCUGUCCUAUUUUCUUUUGGCCCGCACAAGUUUUCCAUAAACUUUUCCAUAAGUUUUCAAAACUUUUGAGUUGUACAGGCCUGGUUUAAAGAUAUCCCUUUACCAGUCAGUGCUGUUAUAAUACAUUUAAAACAAUUUUGUAUACUGCUCAGUUUUGCUAACAUGCUAUUGUUCACUAUCUGUAAUCAUCGUUUUGGGCUGGGGUUUAUAUUUUUAAAAUACACAAAAUAAUUUACAUUCUCACAAUUAAAUUUCAUAGGAAUCUGAAGAUAACGAAGAACCAGAGGAAGAAGAGUUUGAAGAGAUUUUGGUUUACUAUCAGGAGUUUGAACUGGAAGACUGGGAGCCACCGGGAGCUUGGCUGGAUGCCAUGAAAGAUACAGAAACAGCAGGUUUGUGCUGGUUGGGCUGGAUGCCAUGAGAGAUAGAGACAGUAUAGCUUGGCUGGAUGCCAUGAGAGAUAGAGAUAGUAUAGCUUGGCUGAAUGCCAUGAGAGAUAGAGACAGUAUAGCUUGGCUGAAUGCCAUGAGAGAUAGAGACAGUAUAGGUUGGGUGGAUACUAUGAGAGAUAGAGACAGUAUAGCUUGGCUGGAUGCCAUGAGAGAUAGAGACAGUAUAGCUUGGCUGGAUGACAUGUGAGGUAGAGACAGUAUAGCUUGGCUGGAUGCCAUGAGAGAUAGAGACAGUAUAGCUUGGCUGGAUGCCAUGAGAGAAAGAGACAGUAUAGCUUGGCUGGAUGCCAUGAGAGGUAGAGACAGCAUAGCUUGGCUGGAUGACAUGAGAGGUAGAGACAGUAUAGCUUGGCUGGAUGCCAUGAGAGAUAGAGACAGUAUAGCUAGGGUGGAUGACAUGAGAGAAAGAGACAGCAUAGCUUGGCUGGAUGUCAUGAGAGAUAUAGAGACAGCUAUUUUUGUCUUAUGGUACCUCAUUGUUAAACACUAAUACAAUUAUUAAGAACUUGGAGAGCCAAACAUGUUAUGGCUGAAAUUCUGUAAGAGUCAUUGAUAAAUAUAUGUACAAGACAAAAUUAACUUUGUGGCUUAUUCAAAACCAAUUUGAAAUUUAAUUACAUUUUCCUUACGCUUUAUUUUUAUUCUUGGCAGAAAAAGGCCAAAUAAAACCAACAGUCCUGAAAGCAGCUUCCAAACUUAAAACUUCUUGCAAGUCUUACCUGGGAGAUGUCAACCUGACCACAAACAAGGCAACAGGAGGUACUGUUGCAGCUCUGACAGAUGUCAACCUGACCACAAACAAGGCACCAGGAGGUACUGUCACAGAUUUUAACAUUUAUUUUGUUUAAAUUUUUAGUUUGAUAACUUGUCUACAACAGUUUUUAACUACACAUUGUUGUGUUAGUUGUGAAUGACUUGGAGGCAGAAGUUAUUGGAGGCUGGGGGUCAAUGGCCAUGUCACUGUAUGACUCUGUCACUCAGUCUGUGACCAUGUAACUCAGUCUAUGACCCUGUCACUCAGUUUAUGACCCUGUCACUCAGUCUGUGACCAUGUCACCCAGUCUAUGACCAUGUCACUCAGUUUAUGACCCUGUCACUCAGUCUAUGACCCUGUCACUCAGUCUAUGACCCUGUCACUCAGUUUAUGACCCUGUCACUCAGUCUAUGACCCUGUCACUCAGUCUAUGACCCUGUCACUCAGUCUAUGACCCUGUCACCCAGUCUAUGACCAUGUCUCUCAGUUUAUGACCCUGUCACUCAGUCUAUGACCCUGUCACUCAGUCUAUGACCCUGUCACUCAGUCUAUGACCCUGUCACUCAGUCUAUGACCCUGUCACUCAGUUUAUGACCCUGUCACUCAGUUUAUGACCCUGUCACUCAGUCUAUGACCCUGUCACUCAGUCUAUGACCCUGUCACUCAGUCUAUGACCCUGUCACUCAGUCUAUGACCCUGUCACUCAGUCUAUGACCCUGUCACUCAGUCUAUGACCAUGUCACUCAGUCUAUGACCAUGUCACUCAGUCUAUGACCAUGUCACUCAGUCUAUGACCCUGUCACUCAGUCUAUGAUCAUGUCACUCAGUCUAUGACCAUGUCACUCAGUCUAUGAGCAUGUCACUCAGUCUAUGACCAUGUCACUCAGUCUAUGACCCUGUCACUCAGUCUAUGACCAUGUCACUCAGCCUAUGAGCAUGUCACUCAGUCUAUGACCCUGUCACUCAGUCUAUGACCCUGUCACUCAGUCUAUGACCAUGUCACUCAGUCUAUGACCCUGUCACUCAGUCUAUGACCCUGUCACUCAGUCUAUGACCAUGUCACUCAGCCUAUGAGCAUGUCACUCAGUCUAUGACCAUGUCACUCAGUCUAUGACCAUGUCACUCAGUCUAUGACCAUGUCACUCAGUCUAUGACCCUGUCACUCAGCCUAUGACCAUGUCACUCAGCCUAUGACCAUGUCACUCAGCCUAUGAGCAUGUCACUCAGUCUAUGACCAUGUCACUCAGUCUAUGACCCUGUCACUCAGUCUAUGACCAUGUCACUCAGUCUAUGAGCAUGUCACUCAGCCUAUGAGCAUGUCAUCCAUUCUGUUACCUUGUCACCAAAUCUGUGAUCACCACUCUAUGUUCAAGGGAGGUGUGGUGCUACUCAUGCUAUUUAUUUACACCAUGUUGUGUUGAUCAACAUUCUAUCUUGGGACUUUGGAGUUUUUAAGAAUGAUAUCCAACCAUUGAAGACAACAAUGAACUGUUUCACAUCCUUUCAAUUCAAAUAUUCUCAUUGGUGUUACCUGGUCUAGAAAAGGGUUUGAAAAUGCAAUCUUUUUUUUUGUAAUUGUUCAUUUUUUUAUUAAAUAUUUCCAUUAAAUUGGAAGCGUAUUCUUUCAAAAAUUUAAUUUAAAAAAAAAUCAAAGAUUGCGAUCUAAUUGUUUUUUCUUUAUCAAAGAUUGCCAUCUAAUUAUUUUUUAUCAAAGAUUGCGAUCUAAAUAUUUUUAUCAAUAAUUGCGAUCUAAUUAUUUUUUAUCAACGAUUUCCAUCUGAUUUUCAGUCCAAGAUGCAAGUUUUCAAGCUUCAACUUCAAGUUGGGAAACAUUAAAAGAACAUUACAGGAAAGAACGAGAGGCCUCAUACAAAUAUGAACAAUCUUUAACGUCUUUCUUGGAGGAUCCAAGCCUAUCAGGGGCUCAACAUGAGGCAGGGCCGGGAUUAUUUCCCUUUACCUCCAACAUCACACCCAUUACCUCCAACAUCACACCACUUACAAGGGCUCGGUCACAGGAAGUUGAUGAAAACUUGCCGAGGUCCCGGCAAUCUGGCCGAUCUGGCGAGGCUCAAGAUUCUAUUUUGCUGGGGACACCCAGGAUCACUGCAAGGCAUGUGGCAACAGCCAAUAACAUGUCAGCCAAGAUGAAAGGAUCACAGCCAAAACAAGAUCUGAGGACCACAGUGACAGAGAAACUCUCGACACCAUCACUCUCUGACAAGUUGAAGGACCUAGAAAACAUGAUGAUAGCAGAGAGGGAAGCCGAUAAGUUGUUUGAAAUGAAGCUCAAGGCGCUGCAUGAUGGACCUUUCAUCUGAACAAAGGGAAGAUUCAUCAGUGAACAACAUGAGACAUUUAUGGUUUCGGGGGUGGGGG